Messenger RNA from Ramularia collo-cygni, 264 nucleotides. RefSeq lists its product as uncharacterized. The transcript is spliced from 3 exons. The coding region runs from base 1 to 264 and encodes 87 amino acids. The record is from RefSeq and is a predicted model, not a curated record. Lineage: Eukaryota; Fungi; Ascomycota; Dothideomycetes; Mycosphaerellales; Mycosphaerellaceae.
AUGUCGGAUUGGCGCGACCAGCCAUCAGCAGCAUCGUCCAGGUCACCGACUAGACCUGGACGUGCAGGUUCUCGGCGCGAUGGUAAGGCAUCAAAGCGAGAGCAGGUGGCAGCUGCAUGUUUUGAGUGUCGCUCGAAGAAGGUCAAGGUGAAUGAAGCACCCACACAUCAACCCACACACCAGCUCACGAUUUCAAGUGCGAUGCCCAGAGGCCCACCUGUGCUCGCUGCCAGGCACGAUCUCUCCUCUGUUUCUACGAUGUAG